Molecule: messenger RNA, 999 nt
Organism: Capsicum annuum
Lineage: Eukaryota; Viridiplantae; Streptophyta; Magnoliopsida; Solanales; Solanaceae
Product: phosphatidylinositol-3-phosphatase SAC1-like
Exons: 3
Coding region: 653-982 (109 amino acids)
Biological process (GO): phosphatidylinositol dephosphorylation
Cellular component (GO): intracellular membrane-bounded organelle
Molecular function (GO): phosphatidylinositol-3,5-bisphosphate 5-phosphatase activity
Source: RefSeq, a predicted model, not a curated record
GUCAUACUCCCGAACUACAUUAUGUGGACCCUAGGGAAAUCUUGAAGGACAGAGAUAGUGGAUGUUUCAAGGAUUUUUCAUAGUUCCAAACUGAAAUUGUGGUGAUCUUUUAAGACAGCUCCUUUUUUUUUCUUUUUUUUUCUUUUGAGAUAACUAAUAAGUAAAGAAGUCAGUGCAGAGGGAAACACUGCUGUAUCUUUGUUCUUUCUUGUUUCUAGAUAGUUCAUUUGAUCAAAAGACAAUAAUACUAAAACUUUUUUUAAAGAAAGUAUAACAAGAAGCUUUUUUUCUACUUUGUCGAGUCUGUUCGUAUUCAUGACUUUAUUGGCUGAUCAGAGAUUGGCUACAUAUGCUAAGAGGUUUAUAACUGGCUGGUUGUUAAAAAGUUAAAGUUUUUAGUAGUCUGGCAUCGUGUAUCUUACAAUUCUAUCUAGGGUCUGUCCUAAGAGUGUUAUGGGAGUAUGGAAUACUAGCCCCUUUUUAUUUAUAUUUCUUUGAAAAAACUUUGCCUUUCACUAGAAAACCAUCACACCUCUAUUGUUCUCAAGUAGGAAAGCUGAAUAACUAGAUUUUCCUGUUGAUGUGCGAGUUGGCACUUCUGUGAUCUUUCAUGAGUAACUUCAGUAUCUGUAAGUCUUACCAGUGAAAAUUCAUGCUACACUCAUGCUGCAGAUACUUGAAAAGGGGAGUUAAUGAUCAUGGAAGAGUGGCAAAUGAUGUUGAAACUGAACAAAUUGUGCUUGAUGAAGAAGCUGGCUCAUGCAAAGGAAAAAUGAGCUCUGUUGUUCAAAUGAGGGGCUCAAUUCCUCUUUUCUGGUCACAAGAAGCUUCAAGAUUCAGCCCAAAGCCAGAUAUAAUCUUACAAAGAUAUGAUCCUACUUAUGAAGCAACCAGAUUGCAUUUUGAAGAUCUUGCAAGGAGAUAUGGAAACCCAAUAAUCAUACUUAAUCUGAUCAAGUUGAGAAAAGGCCACGAGAAAUGAUGCUUAGACGCGAGUUU